Cannabis sativa is the source of this 3369-nucleotide messenger RNA. Its product is annotated as protein KINESIN LIGHT CHAIN-RELATED 2. Bases 722 to 2629 code for a protein of 635 amino acids. Gene Ontology annotation, molecular function: protein binding. NCBI's taxonomy places the organism in Eukaryota, Viridiplantae, Streptophyta, Magnoliopsida, Rosales, Cannabaceae. The transcript has 4 exons. The record is from RefSeq and is a predicted model, not a curated record.
UUCACCAUAUGAGAACCACCCAAAGGCCAAGUGCCGCCAUUGUCUUCACUUUCUCAGCUAUUCUGUGUUUCUCAAACUCACUCAAACACCCUUAAACCCUUUAAUUCUCCAAAACCCUUGAACCCUUUAUCUCUCCCUGCUGCGGCUCCAUCUCUACUCGGCUAUCAGGUAUCUUAUGUAACCCCUUAAUUUAUUUAUAUUUGAAGAUAUUGUACAAAUCUAGUGACCUCUGCCUCUCUCUUCUGUUGUUGUUGUUUUUUAUAUGAGUAUUCAUUUUCUUAUGGGAGAAAGAUAAAAGCUUUACUGAAUUUCCCAUUGGAUUGGAGAAGUGAAAUUUAAAAAAAGAAGAGCUUUUGGUAACAAAUAAUGAUAUGGGAGGAGUUUGUGAUUGAUCUUACCAGAAGGGCAUGCCAUGGGAUCUCAAAUGAACUCUGUCAAUUUCCUUUCGUUUUUUGUUAGGGCUUAAAGCUUUGUCACAUUUGGGUCGCAACAAUUAUACUGCUGUCGAUGGUUUGGCGAAGCAUGCUCUUAGUCUAGACAAUGAACUGAACUAUCUUGGUUUGAAGAGGUCCAUGCUCCGAUUGCUGAUAUCUUGGUGAUGUAUUUCUUAAUGUGAUUUAUAUUGCUUUGUAAAAAACAAAAAAUCUUGUGAGCUUAGAUCUUGUGAGUGUAUCCUAAUUGACAAGGAAGCAAACAGGUUAGAGUGAACCCUAAAUUCACCAUGAGGAAAGCUUCACUCUCCUUUUUCCCACACUUAACUCGCCACAGAAUCAAAUCCCUUACUGGUAUUUUGUCAAGAGAUUACAUUUCUGAUGCUUCUUGUACAUCUCCAUCUUCGCUGGUCUCUCCCAAUCAUUUCAAGCCGUGCUCUAAAAGUCGCGGCUUAUUCUAUAAAAACAAGCAAUUUCAAGUAAAUCCAUCUCGGAAUAUAGACACAACGGUUGAGAAAUCACCUCAAAUGUCCUCAAGACAGAAAAAAGCCAAGGAAAAGACUGACCUUGAAGAAGCUUUUGAGUCUGCAAAGACCCCAGAGGAAAUGCUAUAUGCAUUUAAGAACAUGGAGUCUGCUUAUAGUGAAACAGAGCUUGGGUUGGCUUCUUUGAAAAUCGGCCUUAAACUUGACCAAGAAGGUGAUGACCCUGAAAAGGCUUUGUCUUUUGCUGAAAGAGCCCUCAAUGCUUUGGAUAAGGAUGGUCGACCUUCUUUGCCAGUUGCCAUGGCUUUACAAUUAUUGGGUUCGAUUUAUUAUGGCUUAAAGAGGUUUAAUGAUAGUUUAGGAUACCUUAGUAGGGCCAAUAGGAUACUAGGUAAGUUAAAGGAAGAGGGUUUCGGCUUUGAGGAUAUUGGACCAGUCCUUCAUGCAGUCCUUCUAGCAACGGCAAAUGUAAAGACAGCUAUGGGAAGGAGAGAGGAGGCUCUUGCAGAUCUUAUGAAUUGUUUGAAAAUUAAGGAGACGACUUUGGGGCAAGACAGUCUGGAAUUGGGUAAAUCAAACCGGGAUCUGGCGGAAGCAUAUGUUUCGGUUUUGAGUUUUAAGGAAGCAUUGCCAUUUUGUAUGAAGGCAUUGGAGAUACAUAGGAAAGAGUUGGGACAGAAUUCUGUUGAGGUUGCUCAUGACAGGAGGCUUCUUGGGGUGAUCUACACUGGCUUAGAGGAGCAUGAGAAGGCGUUGGAGCAAAAUAAACUAUCACAAAAAGUAUUGAAGAACUGGGGACUUAGUUCCGAUUUGCUUCGUGCUGAGAUUGAUGCUGCUAAUAUGCAGAUUGCAUUAGGGAAGUACGAGGAGGCUAUUAAUAGUUUGAGGGAUGUUGUUCAGCAAACAGAUAAAGAAAGUGAGAUAAGGGCAUUGGUAUUUAUUUCAAUGGGAAAAGCACUUAGUAGCCAAGAAAAAUCUGCUGAUGCAAAGAGAUGUUUGGAGAUUGCUUGUGGAAUCCUUGAAAAGAAAGAGCGAGUUUCUCCCUUGGAUGUUGCUGAUGCCUACUCAGAAAUAUCAAUGCAAUAUGAGAGUAUGAAUGAGUUCGAAAUCGCUGUUUCACUGUUGAAGAGAACUUUGGCUAUUCUUGAGAAGCUCCCGCAAGAGCAGCAUACCGAAGGCAGUGUCUCUGCUAGAUUAGGAUGGCUACUUUUGUUGACCGGCAAGGUCCAACAAGCUAUUCCUUACUUGGAGAGUGCAGCUGAGAGGUUGAAAGAGAGUUUUGGCUCCAAACACUUUGGAAUUGGAUAUAUUUACAACAACUUAGGGGCAGCUUAUUUGGAACUAGACAGACCUCAGUCAGCUGCACAAAUGUUUGCAGUUGCAAAGGACAUAAUGGAUGUGUCGCUUGGUCCACACCAUGCAGACUCGAUCGGGGCAUGUCAGAACCUUGCAAAGGCAUAUGAUGCCAUGAAAAGUUAUACAUUGGCAAUUGGAUUCCAGAAGCAGGUGGUUGAUGCUUGGGAAAGUCAUGGACCGAGUGCCCGAGAUGAACUUCAAGAAGCCCGUCGGAUGCUUCAACUGUUGAAUAAAAAGGCUCUCGGCGAAGAUCCAAACGAGCUUCCUAGAAAGGCUUUGCCAAUGCCUCAGACUAGUGCAUCUACCAGAAGAGACACUAUUGGGCCCCAAAUCAACCAUAGUUGUAGAAGAAGAUGAUGAUGAAGAAGAAACAUGAGAUAAAGAUACACAAACCAUAUUGGGCCUCUUCUCUGGCAAGUCCAUUAGAGGUUCAUUUGGAUUCAAUAAUAUUUGGACCACUUUUCUCAUAUUGGGCCUAUGUUCAGAAUCUGGAUGCAGACAAGCAAGCCCAAUAACCAAUAAUCUCUUUACUUCCUCCUCUACAUAUCUACCUUGUAAGAGUGGAUCAACACCCACCAACAACUCAUCUUUCCUUACUAAACUCCACACCAUAUCAACCAAACUACUCUCCCCUUUCAUACCCCUUGACCUUCUCCCACAAACCAACUCCAACACCACCAUUCCAAAGCUAUACACAUCCGAUUCCGGGCUCGCUUUACCGGUAAAUCCCAACUCCGGUGCUAAAUACCCGGGAGUUCCAGCUAGCAUGGUAGAAACGACACCUGAAGCCUUGUCGUUUUUUAUCAACCUAGCCAAGCCAAAAUCCCCUAGAUGAGGAGUGUAGUUUGAGUCUAACAUGAUGUUGUUGGGCUUAACAUCUCUGUGGACCACUGGGCUUUCACACUCCUCGUGUAGGUAAAGUAGGGCCGAGGCUAGGCCCGUUAAGAUUUUGUACCUAGUUUCCCAAUCAAGGAAGAGUUUUCCUAUGAAACGAUCAAGGCUACCAUUGGGCAUGUAGUCGUAUACUAAGAGCAAGUGUUGGUUUUCAUGGCACCAACCUUGUAGUUUCAAUAUGUUUUUGUGUCGUAAUCUUCCAA